AUGUUGUGUGUUUUUGGCGCGUAUCCUUCCCCGUUGGAAUAUUUCAUUCACGGACCUAGAAGUGAUUGGUUCGAUGUCUCAACGUCUGGAGAAUUGCUACUUGCUACCGCCACUCUCGACUUUGAAUCCAUCGCAGCUAGCGCCCAACCGCUUCAGAUCAGUGUGAAUGUCGUGGAUAGUGGAGGCUUAAUGGGAGAGGCGACACUGCCCAUCUAUGUAGACGAUGUAAACGAGGCGCCAGUCAUCACGAGCUGCUGCUUUGAGAUCGCAGAGAACCCUGCUAUUGGUACGAUGAUCGGCGAACUCACAGCAACUGACCCGGAUUUAUCCGAUCAGAUAACUUUCGAGUUGGCCUUCCCUUCCACGGAUAUAUCACUGACUUCGAGCGGUAAUUUGUCCGUGCGUGAUAGUUCAUUGUUCGACUAUGAACGAAAUUCUUUGGUCACAAUUCGCGUACGUGCUUCAGAUAGAGCAGGGCUCUUCCAUGAGCGUGAAAUUCAGAUUAAAGUCUUGGAUGUGAAUGAACCACCGGCGUUCCAGCAAACGUCGUACUCUUUUGGUGUUCCGGAGAACGCUGCAUCCGGAUUGAAUUUCGGAACGCCGAUACGUGCGAUGGAUCCGGAUCGUGGUCAGACUGAAACAUUACGAUACGAACUAGUGAACAAAAACGCUGGAGGGCUACCAUUCCGACUUGAGAGCUGCUCUGGUCAACUUGCAGUCCAGUGGGAUAAAUUGGACUACGAAGGUACGAACCAGUAUUUCUUUGGCGUGCGUGUGGUAGACUCCGGCUACCCGGUCGCGUUGGACGCGCAAGUGCAAGUGGUGGUGGAUAUACUUAACGUGAACGAGGCGCCACAAUUCGCUGAGUCUGGGUCUUUGGUUAUUCCGGAGAAUGCUCCAACUGGAACGUAUAUCGGGAAAGUAAUCGCCACUGAUCCGGAUCACGCGUCCGUGUUGACAUUCCAUACUAAUGCGAGUACCUACGUGUCGAUAACGAAUAGUGGGGAGCUCUAUGCGGCAACGUCUUUCGACUACGAAACGAUGCCUGUUCUCUAUGUUUCGAUUACAGUCAAAGACAACGGCGUGUCCUGCGAUCCUACAAUGGAUGUUUCGAACUGUAAAUCUAUCUCGACUACUAUGAACGUUGCUGUAUUGGUUCGAAAUGUGAACGAGCCCCCGUCUCUUACUGCGGGUACAUUUACUAUCCAAGAGAAUCUCUCUCCAGGGUCACUAGUUGGAAAACCGAUCCAAGUGGCUGACGUGGAUGGAACAGUGGGAAAUAGCUCUGGAUUCUGGAUUCAAAGCGGCCUCUCAAGUGGCAAUGCGUCCGAAUUUACUAUACGUAGUGAUGGCCAACUUCUAACACUUCAGACUUUGGACUUUGAAAGCAAAGCUCAGUACAAAUUACAAGUAGCAUACUCGGACGGUGAAUUCACGGCCUUCCUCAGUAUUUCGGUCGCUGUACUGGACGAAAAUGAGCCCCCAUCGGUUGUAGGAGGCAUUCCAGGGUUCAUUCAAGAAAACAAGCCUCCAGACUCCAAAGUUCUCGUUGCUCAGUUUACUGAUCCCGAUCAGACUUCAGCUAACGUGUUCACACUCAUGGACAGCUAUGCUCCUUUCCGGAUUGACCCGAUCAGUGGAGAACUGCGAACAACUCGUGUAUUGGAUUAUGAAAAAGAUCCUACGACGUUCAGUCUAAACGUCCGAGUUUGUGACGCUGUUCAGACGACUUUAUGUGGGAGUGGCUUUGUCACUGUCCGUGUUGAUGAUGUACCUGAGGCACCGUCGAUGAAUGCUGUGAUCUGUACACAAGUGGAGAAUACAGCCGCAGUAUUAAACGACCAAGGAGCUGACGUGUGCACGUUUAUUGCCAGCGACCCUGAUAAGGCUUCGUGCUCUUACUAUGCCCUUGUCGAAGCGAAUUCUCCUUACCAGUUGGUGCAUGACACGAUCGUGAAUGGUGUUGCUACAACCAAAGUUCUGGAGUCGACGCUAUGCACUAGUGAGCGAGUUGGACUUGCUUGGAAAGCGUCAUCUUUGCCGGAUUUCGAGAUGGUAGCUCAGUAUUUCGUCACCAUUCGAGCUUCAGAUGAAACAGUGAAGACGACUGGCUAUUCAGUUGAUAGUCGAGUUACGGUGAACGUUCUGAACGCCAACGAUUGCCCGACAUUAGCCACAGUGUCCUUCACAGUACGUGAGCGCUCAGAAUCUGGUACGCAGAUCGGAUAUCCACUACCUGGCAAAGAUCAAGACGUGGCUGAUACUCUCACGUAUUCGAUCGCAAAGACGAACGCUACGUCCGGUUUAAUUGGAAUUGACGCGAUGACUGGACAAUUAACGGUAGCGAGGACACCCUCGGGCACAGAGUUCGUGUAUCCGGAGCAGUACGACGUGACUGUUUCUGUCACGGAUAGCAGCGUCAGUCGCUGUUCGACCACUGCAGUCAUCAAAGUACUCACGACAAAGUCCAAUUUUGCGCCAAGAUGGCGUAGUAUACUACCCUUUUCGUUUGAUAUCUAUGAGAAUGCCGCUGCAGGGACCCAAGCUGGUAGUGUACUGUCGGGUUUUGUGGAAGAUCCGGACAACGACGUGAUCCAGUUUACGCUGCAGUCCAAGACCGACACGUAUUGUGCUGAUACCUUUAGUCUUGGGCUGACAAGUGGAGCAGUUGUGCUUCGUGCAGGAAGAGUCUUGGAUUAUGAAGAGCGACGAACGUACGUCUGUACGGUAGCAGCUUGUGAUCCGGCGCAAAUGUGCAGUACAAGAGACGUCACUGUUCAUGUCUUGAACGUUAACGAGGCGCCAGUUUUCAGCGAUCAGACGUACACAUUCGUGGUGCAAGAAAACAAUGCGGCAAACCUGGCGCUGCCACGAUGUAUCAGUGCUAUGGAUCCUGAUGAAGGCGAUGGCUACGCACUUACGUACACAACGUCAUGUUCGAAUGCCAGCGACUGCUCCUUCUUCUCGGUAAAAGUUGAAAAGGACUGCAGUCAGACGAGAUGUGCUCGAAUCAUUGUCAAACCAAGUCUCAACUUUGAGGCUCGACGUCGCUACAGCUUCAGCCUUGUCGCUCAAGACCCUGGUAGACUUACAGCCACGACGACCAUUGUUAUCGACGUGGAAGAUGUGAAUGAAGUACACUCCUUUGUUGGCUUCAUCGCAACGAAAUCCGUGCAGGAGAACACAGCGAUAGGCUCGGUGAUUCUGCGAGUCAGCACAACAGACCCAGAUAUUUACUCCGACCCGUUCAAGACCGUCCAGUAUGCGCUAAGUGCAGUGUCUCCUCCUGGUCUCAAUGUGUUCCGAAUUGACUCAACAACUGGAGAUUUAAUCGUGAAUGAUCUCAUUGAUUUCGAGGCCGUUCAAGCCUAUACACUUACCAUCGAAGCUCGAGACUCCAGUGGUAUCAACGCUUUAGCUAUCACCAAAGACCUCGCUAUCACAGUGAAAAAUGUAGAAGAUACGACGCUGGAGUCGUUUGAACUGGUAACAGAUAGCUCUCGCAGAAUGGACACCAUAGGUGGCGAGAAGUUCCUCCUGACGGGUACAAAUAUUGGAUUCAAGCAACGCGCUGAUGGCUCGGUGGUAAUUAAACAGCUCAUUGUGCAGUAUGGUACAUACGGAACAACGUCACCUUAUACGGCGACGAAAUGUUCUCUAGUUAAUGGAAAUACUGGCGUUGAAUGCACCUCAGCCCCAGGUGUUGGAGCCAAUCUCUACUGGAGUAUUACUCUCGUCAUGAACGUCCCAAGCCUUGGCGAUACGACGUUCCAAGCAUCCUCUUCCGUUCCGUUGUCAUCGUAUGGCGCUCCAGUAAUUCACUCGGUUGUGUGCAACACUGCGUUCCCUACAAACGGCAGCAAUGUGGACAAUAUUUUCAUUUACGGCGACAAUUUAGGAUCUACGGCAUUGUCAAGUUCCGAGCCGCCUGUAGUUCUCUAUGGCUUCGACUUUGAGGCACAGAACUGUAAGCUGCUCGCCUCAAAUGUUGCUUGUCGUAGUGUUCUGGGAACGGGUAAAGAUCUUCCCUUCACGAUAGUAAUUUGCGGUCAGGCCAGCGCGAUGUUCGCUACCAGCUGUCAGUACGCUGCUCCUAUCAUCACUGCAGUGACAACAUCAACAGGGAUGCCAACAUCUGGAGGUUCUACAGUGUUGGUGAACGGCAGUGGGUUUGGAUGUCAAGGCUGUGCCAAUGUCACAGUAACGUACACGAAUUCCCUCCAUUCUUUCGAGUUAAAUGACUGUAAGGUUGUGGUUGACCACGUCCAGUUGACGUGUGUGUCUCUACCGGGAGCAGGCGGGGGGUUCCGAUGGCAAAUCUCUGUAGACAACCAAGUGAGCGCAUUGACUAGCACACUCUCGACUUCUUACGAUCUUCCUGAAAUUCUGGAAGUCCUGGGCUUCAGAGACGCCCCCACUGCAGGCGGGACAGUGUUCCAGAUACGGGGUCAAAACUUUGGUCCUGAUACGGCGAUUUUCGUGGAUCCAAUUGUUGAAUAUUCAUUCGAUGACGUGACAAUUCUUCAAGCUGUGCAGUGCAAACGGAAGUACACGGAUCCCAAGACCCAUAACUUGAUCCAGUGUGAAUCAGUUGCUGGCAGUGGCUCAUUCCACGCGUGGCGUGUUACUAUUGAGGGUCAAGCAUCGCGAUGGUCGACACAUAAUACGUCGUAUGCAGGACCAAUUGUGAAUAAAGUGUUCCGCCCGGAUGGAGAAGCAGAGAUUCAAACGAGUGGGGCGCAACAAGUGGUUAUUACUGGCAAGAAUUUUGGUAUUAUCAACGAAUCCGUGAUAAAUAAGGUGACGUAUGGUAUCAACGGAGACGAGUUUACUGCUACGAAUUGCUCCAUCGUGAUCGAUCAUGAGCGUAUCUUGUGUACGACGGCACCUGGUGUGGGGAAUCGUCUUGCCUGGAUUGUUACAAUUGACGGGCUGACAAGUGCGACGCCUACUAUCAGCUAUGCGAAGCCGUAUAUCACUGCGCUGGACGGAGAAGGUGCGACGAAUGCCCUUGUCCGUGGUGGACAGAGAGUGAUUAUUCGCGGUGGUAACUUCGGACCUAGUAAUGUGGCAAUUGAUACGAUUUCCUACGGCUCCUCUGGACGAGAGUAUCAAGUGACAGACGUGAUUGAACACAACGAUUCUUCUAUUAUCUGUACGACUGCAGCUGGUGUUGGUGCGAAUCUCUCUUGGAUUGUGUCUGUGGGGGAUCAGGAAUCGAGUUUAUCAGCUGUAACAAGUUCGUACGCACCUCCUGUAGUGACAUCCUUCUACCCUACUGUAGCGCUAACGGACGGCUCAACGCAAGUCACCAUUAUUGGAGACAACCUGGGAGCGAAUGUGACUCUCGCAGCCUCUCGAAUGAUGUUCUCGCCACCUCAAGCCAGUUUAUCAACGCGGCGUAUUCCUACGGUCAAUUUCGGAGACUUUGGCGACACGAAUACCAGCGAGUACGUCGUUGUUCGGGUUCCUGUGGGAUACGGCAGUGGAGGCUCCUUGCAGCUUCUGGUCGGUACCACAAGUAUCCAAAAGAGUGCGCUACUGACGAUAAGUUACGGGUGUCCUUCGAUCGACUCGGUGUACACUGAUGAAGGCCCGGGUGAUUGUCUACCUUCUUGUAUACAACUCACUGUUACAGGCACGAAUUUUUACACCACUGGCCGUGUGCUUAUUUCUAAAUACCCUCUUACUUUGAGCAAUUUGGAAGCUGCAAGCUAUGAAUUGUCCGUUGAAUAUUCAUCCUGGUCUCACGAUACGAUUAUUAUCCCGAAAUAUGUUGGAAAACUCGGAUACGUAACAAUUGUGAUCGGCCGAGAGAAGAUCCUGAGUAACUCGGCUCCGUUCAGUUGGGACGAUCCUGCUAUUCUUGAUUGGUACACAUACAGCCCUACUUGUGGAGUACUCGAUUGCUCGACAAGCUACCGCUUGGAUGGAGAUACGAAGCUUUUCCAGACUGAAACAAUUGGAACAAAUGGAGAACUUAACUAUCUAUCAGCAACGAAAGGCGGGGCGACACUGAGUCUCUACGCCAAGUACGUUGGUCGAAAUCCGCGCGUCUCCAUCGGAACCAGUGCGUGUAACAAUGUCGUGAUAACAACACCCGUCAUUCCGUCGAGUUUGGUACUGUCAGGAACAAUUUCUGGUGUGAGUAGCAUUCGCCUGAUAUCGUGCACUGUCCCAAGCGGUCAAGGAAAGAUGCUCACGCUCAUUGUUACGCGUGGAACAACACCAAGUAGUCCAAAAUCGUUUAGCUACAUUCCGCCUAUCGUCGAUUGGACUGGAAGCUCUGCGACGCUGUCCUCUACCGCAGGAAAAGUGGUAACAUUGACGGGAUCAAACUUCGGUACCAACCCAAUUGUUUCAAUGACUUCCAGCUCCAAUGUGUCUGUUUUACUUGACAUCACAGCGUUUGAUCAUGGUCAUGUCACGGUAACAAUUCCUCCUGGAGAAGGUAAAAGCUACACGUUGAAACUUUUCGCUGGGAAUCAAGAAAAAUCGACCACGUUUAGUUACAAUCCUCCCGUAAUAAGUAACAUUGAAGUAGUUGACGCAACUACUGCCGGUGGGUCCACGAUGACAAUUCGCGGGGAGAACUUUGGAACAAACACAUUCUCGAAUGAGCACAAAGUUACACUUGGCGACGAAUUCUCUUGUAUCAUUAAAAGUAUUGACCACGAGUUGAUUCUGUGCACGACAAGUGAGGGUCAAGGCAGUGGACAUGACGUGGUUGUGACCGUGAGUGGUCAAACCAACGUGGAUAGAGCGAGGAAGUUCAACUACGACGCCCCCGUUAUCUACAGUAUCAGUAGAAGCGAUGGCCCAACCUCAGGCUACACCUGUAGAUGUACAGAUCCUGAUCAGCCCUGUGCUACACUGGGCACACCAAUUAAGUGUCAGUAUCUCGAGGCAAGCUCGGCAAGCUCUUCUCUCGAUUCGUACUGUGUGCAAGCCAUUUUGGACGGAGUAUCACAAAAAGUUACAGUCACGGCGGUGGAAGACGUGUAUUCUAGUAACAAACCUGUGUAUCUGAGUGACGAGGUAGAUAUACAGCUCUUGUACACGGGUGGAAUGUGGCAGUUGAUUGAAAACGACGAGAGCAUUUAUCGUGCUAGUACAGCCACAGCAAGUCCACCUCCGACAGGCUGGCUCGAUGUUACAGUGGAUCCGUCUGUCGAUGCAACAAUGAAAGUAUACCCAGGUACGUGCUUGAAGACAGCUUCGCGGGCUUGCCCUGCGACUACGGAACUGUGUGAACGUGUGUCUGUCACUCUUGUGGGCAAGAAUUUCGGCGUCCGAACGCUUGACUGGCAUCUUGAGCUAGCAAGUAGCGAUGGCACAAUUGAAACAGUGAAUGUUACCGACGACGAUAUCGUCUACUUCAGCCACACGAACAUCAAGUUUAACCUGCCACCUGGACAAGGAACUUCGAGAAUCGUUAACCUCACUGUGUCUGAGCUUCAGCUGGUCAACACUUCGAUUGGAUUCGGCUAUCAAAGUCCUGAAUUGAUCGGAUACGAGACCAGCACACGCAACUUGUCGACUUGUGGGGGCUACACGAUAACUUUGUACGGGAAAAACUUCGGAUUCAGUCGAUCCAAAGUCCUCAUUGGCGGUCGAGAUGCUCGUGUCGAUGGACAAAGUUCUCAUCCGAAGGCUUGUGGGUCCGACACGUGUGAGUUUUCAUCAAGCGGGCCUUGUAUCGACAUCGAUACAUUGGUGUGUUAUCCUUCGCUAUACGUCGUCAGUCCGACCUUCAGCUUCCUCGAUCUUUGUGACGACAACAAAGGAACGCAAAUAAUGUGUGAAGCUGUCGACUCGGCGGUAGAAUUGGCUGAAAAUUUCACAAGUCACUCAGAUUUUGUGAUCGAAACCACAGUCCCCGCAGGGUAUGGGGCCGAUCUGGAGGUGUACGUGAUUGUCGACGACCAACCGAGUAAUGCGUUGACGUUUUCAUACAAUCAGCCAGUGAUAACAGCUCAAAUGCCGAACCAACCGGAUGCCAAUGGAGCCAAUGCGAUCACAAUCAAGGGCACCGACUUCGGUUGCUUCCCGAACGACGCUAUCACUAUUUCCUUCGUCCCUACCGACUCCGUUCAGUCAAUCACGCGAAAACUGGAAACAACAAGUAGCAUAUCGGUCUUGGAAACCACGUUUGAAGACGGAAUGUAUCGCCAACUAGCUGAAACAACAGCUCCAGCUACAACAGAUAAUAGUACAAAUUCCACCGGGACCGUUGUCUGGAAUAGCUCUUCGGAAUUGAUCUGGUAUCCUCCCAAGACGAAGGCUGGCAUCACUAGCAUCACCUUGUCGGUGGGUGGGAACGUCAUGUCUGCUACAAGUCAGACGCAACUCAAGUUCCAAUGUAGUCCAGGCUACUACCGAACGUCGACCGAGUUCUGCGACGAGUGUCCCGAGGGCGCUACUUGCGCGGGUGGAGACGAGAUGCCGUUGGCGAAACCUGGUUACUGGCGUGAAGGCGAAGUGGUCUUUGCAUGCGACCCCAUGUACGCGUGUUUGGGUGCCAACCGAUGUGCUGUAGGCUACAUGGACAUCCGAUGUGGUGAAUGUGAGAAGGACUACCACAAACUCAACUCCGAGUGCGAUCUCUGUCCUGACAACAAGUGGAGUUCGGUUGCAAUCGUGGUUAUCUGUCUCGGAGUGGCAUCCAUCGUGAGUUAUCUAUUAACUCGAAAAGGAGUGAGUCUCGGUCUCCUGUCAAUUGGUAUCGACUACUUCCAGACUUUAUCCAUUUUUGGGAAUGCUCGGAUUUCCUGGCCCUCGUCGCUGAUUAACCUGUUUUCGACGUUGUCGGCCUUCAAUCUGAACUUGGAAUUGAUCGCACCCGAGUGCUUUGCUUUCCAAGUAUCGUUCGUCAACAAAUGGUUCAUCAUCGAGCUGUUCCCGCUCGUGGUAGCGGCCACUUCGCUCGCAAUAUUUGCCGCGCUAUAUGGGUACAAACGUUUUAUCAAGAGACGACGCACGAGACUAACGUCACAUUUGCCUCAGCUGUUCGGCUCGACGCUUGUGAUGAUGUACUAUCUGUUCCUGUACCUGACACGAACAACGUUGGAUGUCUUCAACUGCGUUGGAACUAUCCCAUCCGAUGGCAAACUAUACAUGGUAGCCAUCUACACGCAAUGUUUCAAACCCGGUGGCAUCCAUAUGCAGCUCUUCCCAUUUGCAGUACUGGCCUUCGUGGUCUACUCUCUGGGGUAUCCUCUCUUUGUGCUGUUAACGCUAUCACGUAACCGAGCGUUAGUUAUGGAGGACCAGCUUCUGAGAGCCAUGCAGCGAGGAACAAGUCGACGCACGAAUCCCAACUGCUGGGUGUUCCGCAAGAAGUUCUCCAAGCUGUACUAUCAAUUCAAGCCCGAUUAUUGGUUCUGGAUGGUGCUUAUCAUCCUGCGAAAGUUCUUGUUGGCGGGUAUCGGCCUGCUCUUCCGUCAAGACCCAGUCUUCCAACUAGCUACAGCCACGUUCGUAUUGUUCGUAAACUACGCGCUACAAGUGCGUUGCCGGCCCUACAUGAGUGCUUACGAGACUCAGAGAGUACUAGCCGAUUACGCCAAGCGAGUGUUACUGGAGACUCGACGUGCUAAGGCUAAAGGCGAAGCUUUCAUUCAGCCAGCACAUCUUCGAAUGGAAAUGCACGCGUCUACUGUGACUGCGUGGAAGAGUGGCCAUGGAGAUCACAGUGGCAGUGGCAUGGCUGGAGGUUCUGCCUCGCCAACGUCAAGUGUACGCGGAGCUAACGAAGCGAUCCUUGCGUCACAGGAGCCGCAGAAUCUGGUGGGAUAUCUCUGGGACCACAAUACUGUGGAGGCGUGUCUACUCUUCAGCGCUUCUCUUGUCUUACUAGCCGGUGUCAUGUUCGAGAGUGGGCGACUUGGAAGCAACGAGACCGGUUUCAGAAACGCUUCAGCUCAGAUGCUAGCGAUUGCGACCACGAUUCUUGUGGUGGUUAGUUGUGUCUACUUCGCGCUUGUGUUGAUCACGGAGCUGGUUGUUGCACUUCGACCAGACUACUACAAACGCAUCACUCGAGUCCAGAAGGUCUUCAGUAGCCCUCGUCGCCAUCUGAAGGAUGACGUUGAUGUAGAUCACGGGAAGCGUAAAGGGCUUUCGACGGGUGACGAUGAUAGCGACGACGACGAGGAUGAUGAACUGGAAAUGGUAGCGACUAUGACUCAAAACCCACUGCACUUUAAUCGUGCAUUGGCUGGUGCUCGUAUACGAGCCAUGCGAGUGAGAGAGCGUGACGCGCUUGCUGCUUUACAAGAUAUUCAGCGUCGGGGAUCAGACCCGAGAAGGAACUCGCCUCGACGGCAAAGCGAAGAAGGAGCCCUUUCUGUUGAAGAUAAUGUGAGGAGAAGGUCCCAACGUCGACGAGGUUCUAAGCGAGAUGGAAACAUCCUGGCCGAGUUGGCGUCGACUAUCGAGGAGACCGAUGAUGUGAGCAGGCAAUGA
Molecule: messenger RNA, 10467 nt
Organism: Phytophthora infestans T30-4
Lineage: Eukaryota; Oomycota; Peronosporomycetes; Peronosporales; Peronosporaceae
Product: protocadherin Fat-like protein
Exons: 1
Coding region: 1-10467 (3488 amino acids)
Biological process (GO): multicellular organism development; calcium-dependent cell-cell adhesion; cell-cell junction assembly
Cellular component (GO): adherens junction; catenin complex; membrane
Molecular function (GO): cadherin binding; calcium ion binding
Source: RefSeq, a predicted model, not a curated record